Parnassius mnemosyne (clouded apollo) is the source of this 2370-nucleotide messenger RNA. The record is from the annotation of a GenBank genome assembly. Lineage: Eukaryota; Metazoa; Arthropoda; Insecta; Lepidoptera; Papilionidae.
AUGGUAAAGGAUGGUGUUAUUGAACCUUCAUCUAGUCCAUGGUGUUCACCUGUGGUGCUGGUAAAGAAGAAGGACGGCAGCAUGCGGUUUUGUGUUGACUACCGCCGCCUGAACGACGUUACGAAGAAGGACAGCUAUCCCUUGCCUAGAAUUGAUGACACGCUGGACAUGCUCACAGGCGUAAAGUGGUUUAGUACGCUGGACCUGAAAAGUGGCUACUGGCAGGUUGAAAUUGACCCUAAGGACAAGGAGAAAACUGCAUUCUCCACAGGAAAGGGUCUGUGGCAGUUUAAAGUCAUGCCGUUUGGAUUGUGCAAUGCUCCAGCAACGUUUGAAAGAUUGAUGGAGCUUGUACUUACCGGGCUAAUUGGAGAUGCCUGUCUGGUCUAUUUGGAUGACAUCAUCAUCGUAGGCCGUACGUUUGAGGAACACCUUCAAAACCUGGAACGCGUGCUCAUGAAGAUCCAGAGUGCCAACCUCAAGUUGAGUCCAAAGAAGUGCUCACUAUUCAAACGGCAAGUUAGUUUUUUGGGGUAUGUAGUGUCGGAAGAAGGUAUCCGCACGGAUCCAGAAAAAAUUGCCGCUGUCAAGGAGUGGCCGGUUCCAAAAGACAAGACACAGGUUAGAGCAUUUUUGGGUUUGUGCUCUUAUUAUCGGCGAUUUGUGAAGAACUUUGCAGAUAUAGCCAAACCUCUGCACAAGCUAACCGAGGAGAAGCGACAAUUCUGCUGGGAUGAAAGUUGCUAUAUUGCAUUCCAGGAGCUCAAGAACCGUCUAUGCAAAACACCUAUUUUGGGGUACCCUGAUGCGGGCAAGGAAUUCAUAGUUGACACGGACGCAAGUGAUAUAGGACUUGGCGGUGUGUUGUCUCAAAGGAAUGGUGAUCAAGAGAUUGUGAUAGCGUACUUCAGCAAGUCGUUGUCAAAGCCGGAAAGGAACUAUUGUGUCACAAGACGGGAAUUGCUUGCUGUGGUAAAGUCCUUGCAGCAUUUUAGCAAAUAUCUUCUAGGGCGGAAAUUCCACUUACGAACUGACCAUGCUGCACUGAAAUGGCUAUUGCAGUUCAAAAAUCCGGAAGGACAAGUUGCGAGAUGGAUUGAACUACUGCAGGAAUACGACUUUGUGAUCGAACAUCGCAGCGGGAAAUCUCAUGGCAAUGCAGAUGCAUUGUCAAGAAGACCUUGCCCUGAAUAUUGCAAGCAUUGUACUAGGCAAGAGGGUAAAGAAGUGGUAUCUGCGAGGAUAUUCAGGACAGACCAGCUCAGCAAUGAAUGGAAGGACAACCUACAACAUGCACAGCAGGAAGAUUCGGACAUUAAGCCGAUUCUGGAAUGGAUGAAGGCCAGUGCUCCUAAGCCCAAGUGGAGCGACGUCUCAGCAAUGAGUUCGACCACGAAAAGCUAUUGGGCCCAAUGGGACAGCUUGCUGAUUCAGGAUGGAGUCCUGUGCCGUAAAUGGGAAAAUGGUCGGGGAGACAGAUGUCAUUUGCAAAUGGUUGUCCCUAAGGCUAAAGUACCGGAUGUUCUACAACUGUACCAUAGUAGUUCUUCAGGAGGCCACCUGGGAGUUAAACGAACUCUCCUGAAGAUCCAAGAACGGUUUUACUGGGUCCACUGUCGUGACGAUGUCGAGGACUGGUGCCGCAAAUGUACAAGUUGUGCGGCUGUAAAGGGACCUCAAAUUCGUAGUAGAGGCGCAUUGAAAUUGUACAAUGUUGGUGCACCAUGGGAGAGGAUAGCCAUUGACGUUGCGGGGCCGUUUCCGGAAAGUAAAAGUGGUAACAAGUAUUUCAUGGUUGUGAUGGAUUACUUCACUAAGUGGCCAGAAGUCUUCGCCAUUCCAAAUCAAGAAGCUUCAACAGUUGCAGAUAAACUAGUUCAUGAAGUCUUCUGUCGUUUUGGAGUACCCUUAGAGAUUCACAGCGAUCAAGGAAGGAAUUUCGAGUCUCAAAUAUUCCAGGAAACUUGCAGAGUUAUGGGUACUCAUAAAACACGAACAACUUCUUACCACCCACAAUCUGAUGGAAUGGCACAACCGUUUUUGUUGUCAUAUCGAAGCGCUGUUCACGAAAGUACAUCAUUGACGCCAGCUUUCGCAAACUUUGGGAGAGAAUUACGGCUGCCUGCAGACCUGAUCACCGGAAUACCACCAGAUGCCCCACGCAGUAUAACCGAUUAUGCAAAUGACUUGCGGAACAAAAUGAAUGACAUUUAUGAGCACGUCAGACAGACGGGCCAGCAAACGUCUGAGAAGAUGAAAACACGGUAUGACCGCAAAAUAAACAACAAGGGGUUUGAUGAAGGUUCUCUAGUGUGGUUACACAAUCCAGUUCGCAGCAAAGGGAAAUCUCCUAAGCUUCAAGCUAAAUAA